Messenger RNA from Oryctolagus cuniculus (rabbit), 3160 nucleotides. It is a transcript of the gene TRMT10C, whose product is annotated as tRNA methyltransferase 10C, mitochondrial RNase P subunit. The record is from RefSeq and is a predicted model, not a curated record. Lineage: Eukaryota; Metazoa; Chordata; Mammalia; Lagomorpha; Leporidae. Gene Ontology annotation, cellular component: nucleus; nucleoplasm; mitochondrion. Gene Ontology annotation, biological process: positive regulation of mitochondrial translation; mitochondrial tRNA 5'-end processing. Gene Ontology annotation, molecular function: tRNA binding.
AGGGCGGGAGUUCCGGCUGCCGCUCAGGUCAAAGGCGGGUACUGUGCGGACUGCUGAGUGACCUGCGGGGGCUGCGUGGCUGAGUCGUGGGCAGCGUUUCGGGCCGAAUUCUGCGGUUUGUGGUUCCCCGGUGUGCUCUGCGGUGGCGGAAGGCAGUGUGCAGUCCUGGAACAUAAUUACUUGAGCCAUCGUUACUGCGUCCUAGGAUCUGCCUUGGCAGGAGCCGGAAUCAGAAACCUAAACAGGAAAUAGAGUCCUGAUACUCCAGUGUGGAAGGAAUUUUCUUGUAUGUCUGUUUUCCUCAAAAUGAGUGUUAGUGUAACAUUAAGACCUUUUGCUAGGUUUCUGGUGCCAUUUACCCUUCAUAGGAAGAGAAGGAAUUUAUGUUCAACACUUCUGCAUAGAUGCAUGUCUUCUAAAAUACCAGCUGUGCCCUGUCCUAAUAAGGAGGGUACAUCUGCUCCUGAACAGCUAGAAUUGGAUGGGUGGAAAGCUACAAUGAAAUCUAGUGUGCAAGAAGCUAUUUCAACGGGCUUCAGUGACAAGGAUGAAGAUCCUCUAGUUGCCACCAGAGAAUUAAUUGAAAUGUGGAGAUUGCUUGGCAGAGAAGUACCAGAACAUAUCACUGAAGAAGAGCUUAAAACCAUUAUAGAAUGUCCUUCUAAGUCAUCAAAAAAGAAAUAUUUGAAAUAUUUAUUUAUUAAGGAAAACCUGAAAAAAGCCAGGCAAAUAAAAAAAGAAAUGAAAGCAGCAGCAAGGGAAGAAGCAAAAAAUGUCAAGCUGUUAGAAACCACUGAGGAAGAUAAACCGCAAAACUUUCUUUUUCUGCGACUUUGGAAUAAGAAUAUAAACAGUGCAAUGGGCUGGAAGGGUGCUCAGGCCAUGCAGUUUGGACAGCCUUUAGUUUUUGACAUGAUUUAUGAUAAUUAUAUGAAACCAAAAGAACUACAGAAUGCAGUUUCUCAACUUUUAGAAAGUGAAGGGUGUAACAGAAGAAAUAUUGAUCCUUUCCAUAUUUAUUUCUGUAACCUUAAAAUAAAUGGUGCUUAUCAUAGAGAGUUAGUUAAACGUUAUGGAGAAAAAUGGGACAAAUUGUUUUUAACAGCAACAGAAAAGUCUUAUGUAGAUUUAUUUCCAAAGGAUGAUAUUAUAUAUUUAACUGCAGAUUCUCCCAAUGUUAUGACUACUUUCAGGCAUGACAAAAUUUAUGUAGUUGGAUCAUUUAUUGAUAAGGCUAUGCAACCAGGCACAUCCCUAGCCAAUGCAAAACGACUGAAGCUGGCAACAGAAUGCCUUCCAUUAGAUAAAUAUUUACAUUGGGACGCUGGUACCAAAAAUCUCACCCUAGAUCAGAUGAUGCGUAUUUUGUUACGUCUGAAAAACUCUGGAAGUUGGGAAGAGGCUCUGAAGUUUGUUCCCAGGAGAAAGCAUAGUGGUUAUCUGCAGGUUUCACAGCAAUCUCGAGAUUUUGUCAAUAAAGUGAAGAAGGCAAAGACCUUUAAUUCAUUUCCAAAAGGCUCUCUAAAUGUACACAAAAGAGAUAAUUUGAAUGAGAAAAUUUGAUAACUUGUAAAUGGAUUGAAAAUACAGUUUAUUUGUUGUAUUUCUUGCUAAGUAGAAAUAAUUUUCUUUUAAAGAUGUCUUUGCAAACCAGGGCAUUGUGUCUUUUCUCAAUUAAUUAAAUAUCUGUAAAACUUGGGAAUAUAUUUUGUUUGCUGUAAAAAGGCAAUCAGCCAAAAUAAGGAGUUGAUUUUUUUUAACAGAAUAUCUUUUUUAAAGAUUUAUGUGUUUUACUUGAAAGGCAGAUUUAGAGAAGCAGAAACAGCAUUUUCAUCAGCUUCUUCACCCCCCAAAUGGCUGCAGUGGCUAGAGCUGGGCUGAUCCAAAGACAGGAGCCAGGAGCUUCUUCUAGGUCUCCCAUGUGGGUGCGGGGUCCCAAGCACUUGGAGCACCCUCUGCUGCUUUCCCAGGUGCAUUAGCAGGGAGCUGGGUUGGAAGUGGAGCAGUCAGUGCUCAAACUGGCACCCAUAUAGGAAGUCAGCCCCACAGGCAGUGCAUUUACCCGCUAUGCCACAGCGCUGGCCCCAAGAAAUACUUUUAAGUGAGCCCACUAAACAGUUGGACCAUUGGUGUGGGUUUUUUUUUUUUUAAUGGAUUUUCUUAGUUUCAGACUUCAUUCUCCUUAAAUAUUUUUUAUUCAUAUAGCAACUAUCCUUGUGAAAAAUUGAUUUGGAAAAAGAUUUCUAAACUUCAAGUGUUAGUUCACUUUAUAAAGUAAGUAUUGGUAUGUUGAACAUGUCAUGGGCACUAAAAUAUAUUGCUUAAUUGAAUCUUGGUUAAGCACAAGGCUAAGAUAUCCCUUGACAUAUCAUAGAAUUUGGCUGUAUUACAAAAAAUGGGUUUGUAUGGUCAAACUAAUUUCUUUUCCUCUUAGAAAAAAAGAUUUUUUUGGCUAAUGUUGCAUCAUAUAGUACUUGCCCUGUUGUCAAAUAGAUAGCUUUCCUUGAAAAAAAAAAAAAAGUGAUGUUAUUUAUUUGAAAGGCAGUUGUAGGGGUGGGAAGACAGAGAACUUCCAUCCACUGGUUCACACCACAAAUGGCAGCAAUGGCUGGGGCUUAAUCAGGCCAAAACCAGGAGCCAGGAGCUUCUUCCAGAUCUCCCAUGUGUGUUCAGGAGCCCAAGUACUUGGGCCGUUUUCUGCUGCUUUCUCAGGCACAAUAGCAGGGAGCUGGAUUGGAAGUGGAACAGCCAGGACUUGAACUGGUGCCCACAUGGAUGCCAAUGUUGUAGGCAGUGGCCCAACCUGCUGUGCCACAAUGCCAGUGCCCUGCAUUUGACUUUCAGACCACCAAGAAUCCUUUUCCAAGAUUUUUGGAUCUGAGAUCUAGCAUAGCCUACAUCAGUUCAUUUCAGGUGGUGGACUUUGAUAGGCAGGAGACUCUGGGAUUGAUGAUUGACAAUGCCUUUCUAUGUUGAGUAAAUUAGAUUAUUGUAGGAGUGAAUAAAGUUUGCAUAUAGAAAAUAGAGACCAAUUUCUGCAGCUGUUGAAAUCCCUGGUUCCAGUUGUCAGGUUCAGCUAUAGAUUAUCACUUGCAUUUAUUGGUUGUUCAACUUCAUGAGAUACCUUAGUAACCUAAUAAAUGGCUGUUUUUCACCUAAA